Messenger RNA from Strongylus vulgaris, 996 nucleotides. Lineage: Eukaryota; Metazoa; Nematoda; Chromadorea; Rhabditida; Strongylidae. The record is from the annotation of a GenBank genome assembly.
AUGUUAUGCCUGCACAAUUCCCUUGCGCAGCAAAUGAGCCGGACAAAGGAACCAUCAAUUUUGUGGACAAUGACCGGUGAUCGCGGAAAGGCGCUUUGGCGAAGUUUGGCGCUACUUGCGGCUGCCUGUGGUAUUGUGACACUUCUUCUACUUCUAACCAUUGUCAUUACAUGGGAGGACAGUGGCUGGAAUUACGGCCAUUCUCCUCAUUUCAAACAGGGCUCUGCAGCGGUCGCGGGCAAAUAUUGCACUUUUCUUCGUGCUCGAUUCGAAUAUUUGCUAUUUUUGGCACAUAUCAUUUUUCUCGGACUAUGCCUGUUUGGAAACGAACAUAUAAAUCGCGGUGUGACCAAAUCACUUAAUGGCCUAGCUGACGUGAAUCGUGGAUUCAAAUUGGCCAUAGCCCAGCUGGUCAUGCAGGUGGACACUGUGUUGACAUACAUAACGGACGGUAUGGAUACAGUACGGGAUAAGCUGAAUAUGCUGCAAAAAACGCUAACAGAAGUCAGCUUUUUGGAGUCGGCUGAGAUUUACGGGGAACGAAUUGAGUUGGAGCGUAUUGGAUCGUCAGUGCUCACGUUUUGUCUACUCUCGCUAGGCUUAUUCCUGUUCACGCUACUUGUUAUCGUUUCACGAUCAUGGAAUCUCUUUACCAGACUCUACACUAACCAUGUGCGAUAUCGUCCAGUGCGCUAUGAUACAACGUCAGAAGCGGCGAUGUACUAUCGUGUACCGACGACGAUCACGCAGGAUUCGUUGACCGCAUGGCAAUGCGCACAGCACAACAGCAUUGACGAUACGAAGCGUGUCUCGUUUCGCCCCUCGGAUUAUGUUGAGGUGGACGAAGACGACCCGUUCUUCCCUCGUACAAACGACUCCAUGAUACCUGUGGAUAUCUAUGGGACACAUGUAUUCAAUCCGCGAACUAGCUCCGCCCGUUCCCCUUAUAAUGAGAACUCGUACGGAAAUUACAUGAAUAAUCGAUACGAUGUCUAG